Neospora caninum is the source of this 8946-nucleotide messenger RNA. RefSeq lists its product as hypothetical. The record is from RefSeq and is a predicted model, not a curated record. The transcript has 5 exons. NCBI's taxonomy places the organism in Eukaryota, Apicomplexa, Conoidasida, Eucoccidiorida, Sarcocystidae. The coding region runs from base 1 to 8946 and encodes 2981 amino acids.
AUGGCGCGGGACCGCUGGGCGGUGACCGGCCUCUGGUUUGUCGCCUUGCUCCUGUUAGCAUUUGUGGACCGGAACGCGUGUUCCUCAGAUGCCCAAUCCUCGGCUUCCCCGGCGCCGCGUUCUGCGUCUGUGUCUUUCCCUGUGGAAGGAUCUCCGGUAAGCCGAGUGUCGGCCCCUGGCGAAGACGCCGUCUCCGCCGCUUCGUUCGAACCGCCGUUUCGCCUGGUGGCUAUCGCCCCGCCUUCGGACAAGUCAGGCCCGGUCCCGGUGCUCCGCGGCAAGCAGCCGGUCGCUGCAGUGUUCUCGGUUCCCGUUAUCCCUCUUGGCGCGUCCUUGUUCCGCGGAGACGCUUCGAGCGACUCGCACGUGCCGGCUUUCCACAUCUUCACCAACAGCGCCGCGCAAACCGUGAAAGGGAGAGGCGGCUGGGUGACGACGAGCGUCUAUCGAUUCGAUCCGGAAGACGCCUGGCCGGCGGACCUAACCGUGCGUGUGCACCUGAACAGAUUCCUCCGCUCUGCAAGUGGCCAGCGUCUCGCUGAAGACUGCGACGGAGCGGGGACGAGGGGGGCGGGCGCGCUGGAUGGGAGGAACGAGGCAGAGAACGGCGCGGACCGGAAGGGACAGGCAAACGAAGCGCACGGACGCGGCGAAGACCCAGCUCUCAGCUCGACCAAAUCGGCCGAUGGACCCUCGUGCAUUUUCCGCCUGCGCACGGAGACACUCCGUGUGUCAGUCGCCUCCGUCACCUCGGACCUUGCGUCAGCCGUCACAGACAAGCAGUGGAAGCCGAUCUUGGCAAACAGUUCCGAUCCUCUCGCGUCGCUCUUUGAGGUGCCGGGAGAUGGGAGAGUGACAGUGAAGAUGAAUUCGCCCGUGGCGCUGUCUGCGCUCAGAAAGAUGUCUCUGUCAGACCGACUUUUAGCGGUUGGUCGAGAGGAGCGCAACGGCGAGUUUUCGUUCGUGCCUUUCGACGUCCGCGCGUGCUCGGAGAACGGAGCGAAGGACGCCUUCGCCUCACGCGACUCCUCCGAGGACAGCGAGGAAGCGACGAGGUGGAGCGACGACAGCGGUGAAGACGACCAGGACAACGCGGGAGGAAACCGCCAAAGCGAUGAGGUCAUGUGUGUGGAACUCAGCUUCUCCGAGCGGCCGCUGCAGACUCGAGCAAUCUACGAACUUUUCGUCAAAAAGGGGACAAACUACUCGCGGUUCAGCGGCCCUCUCGGUUCGUCGUCCGUCUCCGCCUCUCCGCCAGCUUCUCCGGCUCGGCACUUUGCCUUCUUCCGCUCCGUCCGCGUGUCCCCCGCAUUCAUUGACCCCGCGCUGUACGCCGCCGUUUCGGGUUCUCGCCGCGCGAAAGGAAAAGGCAGCUUUACCGGUCCCCGGCCGUUCCGUCUCGUCGGCAGCCAGCGCCCGCUGAACUCCGUCAGCUACCGCCGGGUAGCCCUCGUUCUGCCCCACGGUUUGUCAGGGCCAGUCGGCGAGCAGGCCGGCGUGAAGACGGAGGAGCCGCGCGCCUCGUCCUCGCGCUCUCCUUCGCGACUCGCCUCGGCGAACAGUGCCACGGACCUCCACGAGCAGGCGGAGAAGCUCGUGAGAAGAAUGAAGUUGGUCCACCUCGCGACAGGACACGAGCUGUCGAUCCGGCCGGUCCUCGAGAAGAAAGUGCACCUGAUUCUCUGGUGCGACGAGCUGCUGCCGGGGGAAACGUACAAGCUGAGCGUCGUCGGCAACGCGGACGCGGCGUCCGAGAACCUGUUUGACGGCUUCGGCCUCCCUCUGGAGAGCAGCGAGAUUGAAUUUUCCAUGUCGCGGCUUCGCCCGAACCUCGAAUUCCUCCGGUGUCAAGAGACCGUCUGGGUCCUCAACGACCGGGGAGCGGAGGCGACGCGCGACAAAGGCCUUCCCUUGGCGCUGAUGACUAUCGCACACGACAAAAGGGAGGAAGGCGAGCGGAGAAAAAUCACCUGGGGAGACAUCGACGCGGCCACUCUGGACGCGGAGCCUUUCGGCGCGUGCGUGCGCAGCGGAGACGCCAAAUGCGUCGCCCGCAUGUUGCCCAUGUGGUCCCACGCCGCAGGCCCGAUGACGCGCCACCCGGCCCACGAACUCGUUUCCUUCGAUGGCGCCUCCGGCGCUGCAGCCGCGAAUUCCUCGCCGCUCCUCAGCACCGGCGCGUUUGCGACAAUCGUGGCGCCACAUCUUUCGGGCUUCUCGCCCCACGCGCUGUACCUCGUUUCGGCGCACACGCAGCACUUCGGCUCCACCUCGGUCUCGAGCGACAGGCACCUCGUGGGCGCGCUGUCGCUCUCCGUCUUUCACUCGGUCCACGUCGAGCAGGCGACAAACAGUCUGGUUGUGAGUUUCCAGGUUCUCUCGCUGAAGACCGCGCAGCCGUUGGCGGACGCCACCAUCCGCGUCUUUGCGAGUUACGUGGGGUACGGCCGCGAGCCUGCACUCCUGGCCUGCGCGCCGAACGCGAGCGACGGAGAAGACGCGAGCGGGGCGAGGUCCAACGCCGGCGCGCAGGAGUGCACCUUCGUGCAAACUGACGCCAAGGGGUUUGCCGCCUGGCAGUCCAGCGAGGCGAUCGUCGAAGGCGCCGAACUCUUCGCGACAGUCGUCGCGCCGCUCAGCGACGGCUCGACCCGGUCCAAACGCGAGAGCGAGGAACUGCCCGCCGUGUUUGUCACGGAGCGUCUCAGCUGGCCAUGGGAACUACACCGCAACCAGCUGCUGGGUGCGGGGAUGGCGCGUUCAGGGUCGCACCCCUCCGUUCUGGUCGGCUACGAUCGCCGCUUCUUCGUCUCCAGCAACAGCCUCCGCUUCUUUGUCCUCGCCGACCGCACGUCGUUCCGACCCGGGGACAAAGUGUUCCUCCACGGCCUCGUCUCCCUGGUCAACUCUUCGCUCUGCGGCUUCGACGGCGCGUGCUUCCUUCACCAGGCUCUCCGCCUCGACGCCCCCGAAAAGCUCCGAGUCCUCAUCGGUGCCCAGUGGAACCUCGAGGCCGCCUCCCACUACGAAGGCCGGGAGGUACGUGCAGCCCACGGAAUGGAGGCAGGCCGCAUGGGCUCCGGUCUUGCGCACAGCUGCUCGGUGCGCGUCGUUGCGCUGAAUCACUUUGGGGCCUUCGAGGCGUCUUUGGACAUUCCGCUCGACGCGGAGCUGGGCACCAGCACGUUCCUCGAGUUCCGGAUUUUCAAAGACGGGGACGUGGACGAGAAAGCCCUCUUGGCAGAGAGCGUGUGCCCGGACACCUGGUACCAGCUUGCGGACGCGAACAACCUGAAGCGGCUCGAUCCCGCGGAAGGCUUCUCCAUCCUCGUCGAGGACCCGCGGCCGCCGUCGCUCUUGGUGUCUCCUCUGGACCUCCCGGCCGUCGUGAAUCCUGCGUCCUCGUUCGCGGUCUCGGGAAUCGUCAAGACCUACGGCGGCCUGCCGGUCCAGGGACACCGAGUCGAGAUUCGCUUCGCCUUCCAACCGACGCUGGGCGAGCAAACCCUGCGAAAGGGAGUCGCGCGGCUGCGCCGCGCUCUGGGAAGAGAGGCCCAGGUGGCUGGUCCCGCCAGCGACUUCUCCACGUUCCGCGUCAGUUCGAAGCAGGACGAUGUCAAGGUGGUCACCGCAGGCGAGGUGUCGAGUCGCGACACUGUGAAGCUGCAUGCAGAGGUCCGCACAGACGCGGCGGGGCAGUUCGCGUUGCCGCUGUUCUUGGAGAAACUGACUGUGAGUCCAGCCACCUCUGUUCCGCUCGACCUGGAGCACGCCCCCACCUUCCCCCUCUUGUGGGGAGAAGGGACGGAGAUCUCCGUCUCCGUCCGCGUCGUUGGGCUGACUGGCGACGUGCUGCCGCCCCAGACCGCUUCGGUUAUUGUCGCCUCGUCGGACUUUUUCCUCGGGGAGCACUUGUCUCUCUCUGUGCGGCCGGUCCUCCCAGGUGUCCCCUUCGCUGUCUCCGCAGUUUCCAAGCCGUAUCCCGGAGUGAAGGCAGGCGCUUCGCUGCCACGGGGCAGCUCCCUGGAGGUCGCGGUGCUGCGCGUCGACCCGGCAAACCCGCUCGGCAGAUCCUGGGAAGCGCAGGCCGACAACUGGACCUCGUGGCACACGGAUCAAGGCCUCGCCCCCUGCCAGCCGUCCCUGUUCUCGGCAGCGCGCGACUGGGACGCGGUCAGGUCCGCAGACGCUCGGGAGUCGGCUCAGGCGCACGACGGGGACCAGGAAGAGCUUGACGCGAUGGAGGCCUUCACGGACGGCAGCGUAGACCUUUGGGAAUUCGUCGAGAAGCAAAGGAGCAGGUUUUCGGUCGUCAAAAGCUGCCAAGGCCACGGCGGCCGCCUAACAUGCCCCGUCACCCUUCCCCUGGACGCCGCCCAGUAUGUCUUCCUCACGACUUUCCGUCUUCCGGAUGGGAGGAGCGUGCGGAACUGCGAAUACUUCCUCCCGACCGCUGGGAACCUCCUCACGCGCGCGCUGAAGCCCGACUUGCGUCUCGACAGCCCAGAGGUGACGCCGGGUCAGCGUGUGAGCCUGGUAUUGCCUGCGGUCUUCCGUCCAGGGUCAGCAAUUCGGCCCAGACUCGUCGCCGAGGCCGAAAGAGGCGGUCGCGGCGGGGCGACUCCGCCGUUGUAUGGAUCGCUGUCGGUCUGGUGGGGCACACGGUCAAACACAAGACUGUUCUUUCCAGUGCCUCUCGACUCGCUCAAGGACGAGCUCCGCAUUCCCAUCGGUCGCGUCCCGGAGGACUGUCCCUCGUCCUGCUUGCUGCGCGUCGUGUUCGUGCCGCCCUUGUCGGAGACGCCUCUCCCGAUCUCACAAGUGGACACAUCCACGAAUGCGCUUCUGCCCAGGACAGAACGGUUCCCGCUCGAAACGGAGGCCGGAGCAAAGUUCGGGCCGUUCGUGGUGGACGAAACGUUCACCGUGGCGGUUCGCGCAGCCGCCUCGCCGUUCGCCAUCCCCGACAGCACGGUGUCUUUCUCCCUCGACGGCAAGGCCCCUGCAGACGGCGAGGCCUCCCUGCGGCCAGGGAAGAAAGCAACGUUGCGCCUCUCGCUCUCGACGAAUGCGGAGCAGAAGGCCGGCCUCGCUUCGCUUUUCUCAAAGCUGAGCUCGCGAAAGCAGGUUCGCGCGUACGCCCUCGUGGCGCUCGUCGACAAACGGUACUUCGAUCUCGGGCCGAUGGGCCUGCCGAAAAUCGAAGAGGAGCUGCGGCAGACCGUGAUGCAGCAGGACGCACGCCACAGCGUCUCGUCGUCGUUCGCAGAGGCGACGGCGCCGGCGACGUACCUCUACCUGUUUGGCUUCAUGAAGGCCCUGAAAGAGCGGGAUCCGUGGAUAACAGAUCUCCACUGGCCCAGCGCGGGAGCCUUGGCAGGCGCCAAGGAGCUAACGUCGCCGUGGCAGCCGUGGUCAAAAACGCUGCGCAGCGUUUUGUUGCGGAAACGGUCGACUCUGACCGGGUCUUUCUCGGCGUUUCCACGGGGCGAGAACUUUGUCGAUGGCGCUGUCUUCGCCGAUAUGACUGUGGAGGCGGCGGCCGCCCCCAUGUUAGGUUUGGCGGCUGCGCCGCGCAUGGCCAAGGCGACCUUCGCUGGACGUCAGGCCGCGGUGGAACAGGACGCAGGCGCCGGCGUGGCGUCCAGUGCGAGUCCUGCAGUCGCGUCCACGAAGCUUCUGCUCUCCGACACGCCCGUGAUUCUGUGGAAGACCGUCGAGCUGACGGAGGAUACGCGGGGCGAUUUGACCGGCCACGUGUCCGUUCGCGUUCCCGACGAUUCGAACACGUACCUUUUCAGGAGUCAGGUCGUGGUGGCGGUGGAGGAGAAGGAAGGGACUGCAGUGUCCUUCUUCCGCAGGCUCUGGAACAGGCGCGUGCCCGCGUCACCACUCAGUCGCGUCUUUUACGGCCAAUUCGAGAAGGAAGUGUCUGUGAAGAAGCGGCUGAAGAUGACGCCGUUCCGCCCGAAACUCUUGCGGAAAGGCGACGUGGCGAACGUCGGCGUGAUCUUGCAGGUCGACGAGAGUCUCGUGGCGGAAGGCGGCGAAGCGAUCGUCUACACGUGGUUCCCGGAACGAGGGGAAACGAUGGAGACGGGUCACCGCCAAAGGGUCCAACUGACGAACACCGCGCUCCCGGUCACGGUGCGUGUCGACACAGACGAACAGUCGGUCAUCACCAACCACAAACUCCUCCAAGUCCACUGCUUCGCACACCUGGCGGUCAACUCUUCCGUCUCUCACGGCCUCGCCUUCUUCGUCCCCGUGACGCCGAUCGCGCCGCGCCUGUCGCUCUCGAGCAUCUGGGCGAUCGUUGCUCCGCGGACUUUGGGCCGCGCCAGAGACCCGUCCGAGGCAGCGGACGAAGCACAGAACUCGGUGGUGGCGGUCGAAGGCGUCGAGCUCCCGCUGCCUGUCAUGGAAGGCGUAGGCGGCCUCUCCGCGUCAGUGGGCGUCGGCUACGGCGCCGUGCUCCUGGAGAAAAUCCGGACGUUUCUCUCCGCCGAAGUAUGCCCAUUCGUCCCCGCAAAGCAGGCGUUCGACGAUCUCUUGUGGGACACGAACAGCAAAGGCAGAGAAACGGUCACCGGGUCGAAAGCCGUUUUCUGCACUUGCUGUCGCGAGGCGUUUCCGGCGUCCCCCGUGCCGUUCUUCGAACGCACCAGUCCGUCCCUCUCCUCUCUGCUUCUCGCGAUUCUCGCCCGCCAGCUGGUGACUGCGAUGAAGCUGCAGGUGCGCGGCGAGCUGGAGGCGAGUGCUGUCUUUGCGGAGACCAAACUCUCUGAGUACGUGCCUCCCGACGCCGGAGUCUUUCGCCGCACGGGCUUUCUGUCGCGCCCCUACGCGGAAUACACAGCCUUGGCCAUCCGCGAGCAUCCGCUGGACGUCGACCUGAACCUUUUGGUGCUCCUCGUCGCGAAACGGCACGCGUCUGCCGCCGUCCUUCCGUAUGUCGCGUCUGUGAAACAAACGAUUCUCGCGUUCCUUCGCGAAUCCGAGUCGCGGUUCCUCGCGUCGUUCGACGCUGUCCCAUCCCCUGGCGAAGUAUGGCCCCAGCCCGCGCCCCUCGCCGCCUCGGAGCCUGGACAGGCGGUGCCGGACUCUUCGCUGGCGCAUGCGUCGGCCAGCGUCGGACACGUGGCGCAGAGCCCGCAGAAGCCAAUCGAUUUCUCGCGGUUUCUCGCCUACGUCGGCCGGGGCCUCGUCGCGCGAGUCCGCUACGUGUUUGGGCCUGCCGCGACCUUCAACCUGGAGCACCCGGAGGCGGAGGAAGCGUUGUCGUUUUCCAGUCUCCUGCGGGGGGUGUUGUCUGUGGACGGCGAACGCGGCGCCGACGAGAAGGAGCCGACGAACGAGCUUCAGGUGUCUCCGCAUCUGCUGUGGGCCCUCGUGAUUGGCCUGGAGAACCGCGACCAGGCGAGCGCUCCGUAUCUUCUCGCCCUUGCGAAUGCGGUUCUAAAGAAAUCAGUCAGCCUCCUCCGAUUUCUUCCGAACUCCGGCGCGUACCUCAGUGGCUUCGGCAGCGCGACCGCAGCGAGCGACGCGCAGCACGCGAUGCUGCUGCAAACCGCCAGCUUCGUCCUCUCAGCGACGCCUGCAGGACGGUCGGCUUCCGCCGUUCUUCUCUCGCUCGAGCCGGAGUUCUCCGCCUUCACCAGCUUCGCCCAGUUGCCCCCUGAAGACAUCAUCCACAUUUUCUCAAAGGUCGUGCUGUAUCUGGCCCGCGGCGGGAAGCGGGGACAGCUGGGCCCGCGCCGGAUGGUCCCCUGGACGGGCUGUCUCUUUCGGAGUCCCUGGGAAGAUCUGCUUGUCAUGGACGCCUUCUCCAGCUGGCACGCGGCGACCCAGAGCGACCGCGCGGACCUCGCCGUCUCCGUGCACCUGGGCACGGGCGAGAGGGAAGCGGGGCCCGUAGGGCAGCGUGCGACCCCGUGGCUCUUGCUGCUCCACGGUCACCUCAAUCUGCGAAAACACACAGCGAUCCUUGAGACCAAGCUUGCGUGGAGCGAACUGGAGGCGAGCAAGCUGCUCGGAGGAAAGCUCUCUUUUGUCUCUUGCAGGGCGCGUGAGAGGCGCGAGGCCGCACCGCCUGAGAGCCACGAAGGAGAACGCACCUGGGAGGGGAAAGUGCGCGUGAACGUCAAGGGCCAAGGCGUCGCCGUAGUCGCCAUCGGCAUGGACUUCAUCCCCGACAGACCCCGCAUGCUGCCAACCUUCAUGGGCGCUCUCCUGCAAAAGGAAUUUCUCGUGUUUGACUCUGCAACUGAGACGUGCGGAAACACCCCCGUCGCCAGCGCGGUCCGAGGCAGCCGCGUGUGCGUGGCUCUUCGAAUCACUGUCAAGGACGAAGUCAGAGAUGUGACGAUCCGGGAUCUCUUGCCUGCCGGCUUAGAGCUCUCCUCUCGAGACCCGAGCAUGUCGCCUCUUGCUGCGGUGGAGGACGUUUCUUCCUCUUGCACGAGACCGCCACACCGGGGCUUCCUCCCUGGGCGGGGACGAGGAUCGGGUUAUUCCUCGUUCUCGUCCUUUUGGUUCUUCCCCCGAUGCGAGCCUCGUCUUCUCGGCAACGCUGUAGAGUGGCGGUGCCCGUUCCUCGCGCCAGGGACGCACACGCUUCGGGUUGUCGCAAUCGCUACCGUCUCUGGCUUCUUCGCAGUGCCUAUGGCCACAGUAGAGGUGGGAGUUGACUUGGGAACAGACAUGCUGUCGAGGCGGCAACCAGGAGGCAAGGUCACAUUGCUCGGCGCGAGCGGGGCGGCGAAGAGGGCAUUUGUAGUCCUCGAAGAAGACGAGCGACAACUGGCGACAAACGAGGCAGCCCUCUUCAAGGAGGCGGGGUUCGCACCGCCUCCGGCUUGGCUGCUGGGGAGCGCCCCCAAAGGCUGCGGUGUCUGUCCAGCGGGCACCGUCUGCUCCCCUGCUCUGGGAAAGUGCGUUUCGUAA